Molecule: messenger RNA, 2786 nt
Organism: Tuber aestivum (summer truffle)
Lineage: Eukaryota; Fungi; Ascomycota; Pezizomycetes; Pezizales; Tuberaceae
Source: the annotation of a GenBank genome assembly
AUGAUAAACUCACCCCGGGCUCCCCGGCUGCGAAGGAGUGGCGGACACGAAUAUGUUCCGUCCCCACUGAGGCCAUCGCCGAUGGGUACAAAGAUCCCCCUCAACGACGAUGUUGCGGAAAAGGCCAAACGCCUCAAAAGGCGCACCCUUCUCCGUGGCCUUCAAGCAAACGAGAUCGUUGCGGCAGCAUCCCCAGCAAGGCGACAAACAAUAGGCUCCGCGGAUGAUCCAACUACUCCUCGAAACCUUGCUACCUUGAGAGGUGGAGUUGCUGGUGAGGGUCCGAUAGACGCGGUCACACCCUUGCGCAAGGUUCCCAUACUGGCAAACUUUGAGGAAUGGAUGAAAUUGGCUACGGAUAAUGUUAGUAUACCUGCGCUGAGAUGUAGGUUUUCUCGCUCGGUUCGGUCGGGCUAACUGGAGUUAUCUGGCUGUAGAAAAUCAACGCCACCAAUUCGUGGAAUUUUGCUUUGAUCGACUACUUCUACGACAUGUCGCUUCUGAAGGAGGGAGAAGGCAUCAACUUUCAGAAAGCAAGCUGCACUUUGGAUGGCUGUGUCAAGAUCUACACCAACAGGGUUGAUUCAGUUGCAACAGAGACUGGCAAAUUAUUGAGUGGCUUGGCGGAUAGUAACUCCAAGAGGAAAGAUCGGGAUGGCGAGGAAGGGGAAGGAAGCGAUGAUGAAGCCGGCGAGGAUGGAGAGGAUGGCGAAGGAUCAAAGAGGCGGAAACGCAAGGUAUCUUGGACAAACCGAAGCCAUUGGUCCGUCAGUUCGCUUACGUACCACUAGGCUCAAAGAUCUUCGGAAGCCACCCUAGCUAAGGACUUCGCCUCCCUACAAAUCAAGAAACACGACCUUGAGCUGAAUGUUGACCCUCUGUUCAAGAAAGCCACUGCAGACUUCGACGAAGGGGGUGCUAAAGGUCUACUCCUGAACAACCUCUCGAUCGACUCCUCCGGAAGGAUUGUCUUUGAUAGCAGUGACGACAGUAGCCAUGCAGAUCCCGCAGACAAAGAAGACGAUGGCAUCAAGAAGGAGGAGGAGGAGGAGGAGGAGGAGGAGGAGGAGGAGCCCAAGGAACCAGGGCCAGUAGAGGAAGACAGGGUCGAGAUCGACUUUAAUGCCCUUCGCAACAAGUUCUUUCCCAAUCUCAAUAUUUUGGAUCAACAAGAUAUCUGCCCCUCUCUCAAAAACUUCGAUCUCGGUGACCCUGCAGGUUCGUUGGAUAUUCCCUUCCUGAAGGCAUUGGAAGAACGCGGCGAUGAUGGCGACAUUCUUGCGAGCGACAUCGAAGGACCAGACGGGCCAAUAGGUGAUGGAGACUUGACAGAGAGGCCAGAUAUGGCUUUUGGUUUUGACGCUGGCUUUGGUAUCGGCGAUGAUGAUGAUGGAGAUAUGGGCUUCGGGGAAGGAGGCGAAAUAUGGGCCAAUGAGACCAUCGUAGAUGCUGCUCAGCGAUUCAUGAGCCCUGCAAAACGGCCUCUAUUGGGCCUUGGAGGCGAAGGCGACGAGGAUGAGGACACAAAGGAUUUUACAGUGGGUUUCGGGGGAGGGGGAGAUGAUAUCUUAAGCUACUUUGACGAAACUCUGAAAAAGAACUGGGCUGGGCCCGAGCACUGGAGAAUCCGGAAACUGAAAGGUUUGCAGAAAAUUCCCUGCUACUUGUCUGGACCAGUAAUAUGUAAACUAACAUUAAAAGCGAAAACCAGACAACUCCAAACCUGUCAAUGCGCCCGUCCGUCAAAGGAAAGAGAAAGAAUCAUUCCUAAUAGACUUCAUGAACCCCGGGGCCGAAGUAACAGAUGACGUUGUCCGCCCAAAGAAGGGAACCGCAAGCAUAAACAUGCCCAAGAAGGACUGGAAAAGCAAGUCCCGAAACCUCCUCCCGGAUGACAAGCACUUCAACUCUACACAGCUCAAAAAGCUCUUCCUGAAACCCAAAGCCGUGCUAUAUGCCACCAAAAGCAGUAAAGCCACUGGCGGCGGCAAAACAGUUGAAGACCGUCCAGAAGACAUGGACGAAGAAUUUUGGGCAGGGGAAGAUAUGGCUAAAAAUAUACAAGCUUCUUCAAGUAUACCCCCUCUUUCUCCCACCCCCUUCUCCUGCUUCCAACCAAACUAACUUUCCCUCUAGCACCCGACCCCAAAGUCUCCGGCAACUACGAUGCCAACUUCUUCAGCGACGAAGGUCUCGGCAUCCCAGGGCCAGCAGACGACGACGACGACGACUUCGCCGACGCCCGGGAAGUCUUCUCACCGCCCCCGGACACUCUCCCCCCGGGCGCCCAAAACCCCAUAGCCCCCGACCCCUCCCCACUCAACGCCCUGCUCGCCGGCGGCGGCGGUGGCGGUGGCGCAGCCCAAGGCGUGGAGUUUGGCAACCAGCUCGUAACCUCUAGCCGUCGCGUCCGUCCAGAAUACGUACAAUACGCAAAAAUCGCGAAAAAGGUGGACGUGCGCAAGCUGAAAGAGAAACUCUGGGACGGGCUAUCAUUCAGCGACACAAAAAAGGAGGAGCAGCUGGAUGCAGGGGGGGAGAAUGCGGUGAAGGAUGAAGAAGAAAUGGAAGACGUCAAGGUGGAGGAGCGCAAGUUCACGCGGAUCAUGAACGGACUGCAGGAGGUUUACCCGCAGAAAGCCAUGGCGGAUAUUUCCACCUCUUAUUGCUUCAUUUGUCUGCUGCACUUGGCGAACGAGAAGGGGCUUGUGAUUGAAGGGAAUGAGACGCUGUCCGAGUUGAGUAUCCGGAGGGAUAUGACGGCGGAGGGGAUGGAUGAGUAUUAG